GCAGAGAGCAGCUGAGCAGGAGUUUUUUAGAUAAACGACACCGGCAGGCAGGAUGAGGGUGGCGGUGGUGGGCGGCGGGGUCAGCGGGCUGGCGGCGGCGCACGAGCUGCUUUCCGCGAACGGCGGCGUGCGCGUGACCCUGUACGAGCAGGAGGAGAGCCUCGGAGGGCAAGCCAGGACGGUGGCCGUCGACGACGGCGCCGGCGGUUGCGCCAAGCUCGACCUCGGCUUCAUGAGCUUCAACCAGGUAACAUAUCCCCACAUGAUGGAAUGGUUAGAAGGGCUCGGGGUGGAGAUGGAGAGAUCGGACAUGUCUUUCUCAGUGAGCACACAAUCGAAAGGCGGCGGCGGAGGAUGUGAGUGGGGCAAUGGCAACGGUAUCUCAGGCCUCUUGGCGCAAAAAACCAACAUAUUAAAACCCAGUUUUUGGCGCAUGGUCUCUGAGAUAAUCAAGUUCAAGAAUGAUGCACUGACGUACCUGGAGGACCAUGAACACAACCCUGAUCUGGACCAUAAUGAGACAUUGGGGCAGUUCAUUCAGUCGCAUGGAUAUUCCCUAUCGUUUCAAGAGGCUUAUCUUAUUCCAGUCUGCACAGGCAUGUGGUCAUGUUCAUCACAAGAUGUUUUCAGCUUGUCUGCUUUCUUCGUGUUGUCAUUUUGCCGUAACAAUGACCUUCUUCAGCUGUUUCGUCACACCCAGUUUCCCACUGUCAAGCCUUGUUCGCAGUCCUAUGCAAACAAGGUAAAAGGAGAAUUGGAGAGCAUGGGCUGUCGAAUUAAAACCAGCUGUCGGGUCAAAUCUUUUUCAAGUCUCGAUGGAUUAGGUGGUUUCAGAGUCUUGGAGAAUGAUGGGUCAGAGGAAACAUACGACAGUGUCAUCCUUAGAACACCCUGUAGAGCAGGCUCAAAAAUAACAGCAAAACGGAAAAUUGAAUCUGCCAGGCCUUUCUUGGUGACACUCAACCCCCCUUGUGUUCCGGAUCAUGUACUGCUUAAAUGGAAUACAAGGCUUCCUGUUCCAUCUGUGGCUGUGGCGAAAGCUUAUCUUCAGCUUGAUCAGAUCCAGGGAAAGAGGGGAAUAUGGUUCUGUGGGACAUAUCAAGGUCAUGGCUUCUACGAAGAUGGACUAAAGUCCGGGAAAGCAGCAGCUCAAGAUUUGCUUGGGAAGAAAUGUGAGCUUCUGCUGAACCCAAAGAAGAUGAUUCCAUCAUGGACCGAGGCUGUGGCGCGCUUUCUUGUUGCAAGAUUUUUCAACCAAUACAUAUCCAUUGGUAACUUGAUAUUGGUCGAAGAAAGAGGUAGUGUGUUCACCUUUGGUAAAGCUUGCGACAAAUGCCGUGUAAAAUCUGUCAUCCAAGUUCAUGACCCCUUGUUCUAUUGGAAGGUUGCAAUAGAAGGAGGCAUGGGCUUGGCAGAAGCCUAUAUCGACGGUUGUUUCUCUGUUCUUGACAAGACAGAAGGCCUUCUGAAUCUUAUCCUGAUUCUCAUUGCUAACAGAGACGAGCGUAGGAACCGACGUAUUGCCAGAAAAGGGUUUUGGUUGUCACCCGUGUAUGUACUAGCUCAACUGGCAUAUGCUAAACACUUUUUGCGCCACACCUCGAUGAAGAACACUGCGACACAAACUCGUCGAAACAUCUCUCAGCACUAUGAUCUUAGUAACGAUUUUUUCUCGCUUUUUCUGGAUAAAUCGAUGACAUACUCUUGUGCAGUUUUCAAGGAUAAUGAAAGCUUAGAAGCAGCCCAGCAACAUAAACUUAGCCUUCUAAUCAACAAGGCUAAAGUCAAGAGGGGGCAUCAUGUUCUUGAUAUCGGUAGCGGCUGGGGAAGUUUAGCAAUGGAAGCAGUUAAGCAAACUGGCUGCAAAUACACUGGAGUCACUUUGUCGGCGGAGCAGCAUAAAUACGCUGAGAGAAAAGUCAGAGAAGCUGGCUUAGAGGACCGCAUAAAUUUUCUGCUGUGCGACUACCGUAAAAUACCACCUUUUAAGUAUGACGCAAUCAUAAGCUGCGGUAUGAUUGAACAUGUUGGCCAUGAAUACAUGGACGAAUUUUUUGCUUGCUGCGAGUCUUACUUGGCUGAAGAUGGGAUAUUGGUCCUCCAGUUCAUCUCAGUCCCAGAGGAACGGUACGAGCAAUACAGAAAAAGGCCAGACUUCAUAAAAGAAUACAUAUUCCCUGGUGGUUGCAUUCCUUCUUUGGCCCGUAUAAUGUCUGCCAUGACCACGUCAUCAAGGUUCUGCAUAGAGCAUGUUGAGAAUAUUGGGCCCAAUUACUACACAACUCUGAUGCACUGGAGGGACAAUUUCAUGGCCAACAAAGAUGAAGUUUUGGCCCAGGGCUUUGAUGAAAGAUUCCUCCGUAUAUGGGAGUACUACCUCAUAUUCUCUGCGGCUGGUUUCAAGUCACGAGCACUUGGAGAUUACCAGGUUGUUUUCUCUCGUCCAGGCAACCGUCGGCUAGGCCAGCCUUGAUGGCUAAAGACAGCAUAUCCUUCUCCGUUUAGCGUUCGUUACUUCUCGACUACCUACAACCUUUUUUAAUAAGUCAGUCGUGGAAUGGUUCGUUCAUACUGGCAGCCUAAUCAAGCGGUUUGGUGAUCUGUCGUGUUAUUUAAUCAUGCAAUGGUUGGUUUUUUCGUGGCAGUGUAUUCUUAUCCAUCAAUUAACGUGUAUGUGUGUAUGCAAGUGCUACUUUAGACUGGUAACGAGAAUUUGAGAAUUGCAUGUAAGGAACUGGUUUGUUUGCUUUGGUAUCUAUCAGAAAGGGUUGAUGUA
Triticum aestivum (bread wheat) is the source of this 2776-nucleotide messenger RNA. RefSeq lists its product as uncharacterized. Bases 53 to 2473 code for a protein of 806 amino acids. The transcript has 23 exons. Gene Ontology annotation, molecular function: oxidoreductase activity; methyltransferase activity. NCBI's taxonomy places the organism in Eukaryota, Viridiplantae, Streptophyta, Magnoliopsida, Poales, Poaceae. The record is from RefSeq and is a predicted model, not a curated record.